AGAAACCAAAAGAGAACACGAUCACGGACUCUGGAUUUUCUCUCGAUUAGUAGCUUCCUUGAAUUCUCUCUCUCUCUAGAAAGGAAGGAUGAGUAGACGCUCUAGCCGAACCAUCUAUGUUGGCAAUCUUCCUGGUGAUAUCCGCGAGAGCGAAGUAGAUGAUCUGUUUUACAAGUAUGGGCCUAUCAUUGAUAUUGAUCUGAAAAUCCCUCCCCGGCCUCCUGGUUAUGCCUUUGUAGAGUUUGAAGAUCCACAUGAUGCUGAAGAUGCCAUUCAUGGGAGGGAUGGCUACAAUUUUGAUGGAUACCGAUUACGAGUUGAACUUGCACAUGGUGGCCGAGGAUCGUCAUCAGUGGAUCGCUAUAGCACUUACAGCAGUGGUGGUGGUCGUGGCGGCGUUUCUAGGUGCUCUGACUAUCGUGUUUUGGUAACUGGAUUGCCUUCUUCUGCUUCAUGGCAAGACCUGAAGGAUCACAUGCGACGAGCUGGGGAUGUCUCUUUUUCUCAAGUUUUCCGGGAUCGUGAUGGAAUGAGAGGAAUUGUAGACUAUACAAACUAUAGCGACAUGAACUAUGCAAUAAGGAAACUUGACGACACUUUGUUCCGUAAUCAAUUUGAGCGGGCUUACGUACGGGUAAUGGAGUAUGAUUCAAGGCGUAGCUUAUCAAGAAGUCGCAGUCCAUAUAUUUCAAGAAGCAGAAGCCCCAGUGGCAGCUAUAGCUAUGAUAGGAGGAGCAGAAGCUAUUCUCCAAGGGCCAGAUAUUAUCGUCGUUCUCCAUCCAGAUCUCGUUUGAGAUCUGUUUCUUCAAGGCCUUAUUCUGUGUCGUCUCGUUCUGUUUCGAGAUCACGAUCAAGAUCCAGAUCUCCAGUCGCAUCACAUCAUCGCCGCAGAAGGUUGAGUGAAAGUCCAGGGAGCAGUGCUAGCAGGAGCAUAUCUCAGUCUCGUUCACCUGUGAGAUCUGAUUGAGUCAGAUUGGUGGACUUGAGCAGCUGCUAGGAGGAUUACUUGUAAACACCAGGACUUCUUUGAGGAUCAGUUAGCUGCAGUUAAAUUAGGUAGUAUUACAGAUCAAUUAGGAUCGGUGCUUCCUUAUAUGAUGAAUCACUCGUGUUUUUUCCGGAUCUCUUUUUAUGUUGGCUUGCCUUCUGAAACUAGUCUUUCAACUUUGUGUUAUUUCCUGCAAUGUUGAUGGGUAUAUGUUGACGGCCCAUCCUUGAAACCCCUGAUCAUGUUAUUUGACUCGUACAAUUGCUCAGAGAGGAGGACGGGCACAACGCAUAAAUGGUGAUUGCCUUAUUAUAUGAUGGCCCUGCGUAGGCCAAGAAUGAAUAUGAACGUUAUUGUAGUUUGUACCUCAUUCUAGUUGUGGUGAUAUAAAUAAUUCUGGUAGGAUGUAAUUUUCCUUGGCUACA
Messenger RNA from Cornus florida, 1413 nucleotides. RefSeq names its product serine/arginine-rich splicing factor SR30-like. Gene Ontology annotation, cellular component: cytoplasm; ribonucleoprotein complex; nucleus. Gene Ontology annotation, molecular function: mRNA binding. The coding region runs from base 89 to 967 and encodes 292 amino acids. The transcript has 14 exons. The record is from RefSeq and is a predicted model, not a curated record. Lineage: Eukaryota; Viridiplantae; Streptophyta; Magnoliopsida; Cornales; Cornaceae.